AGUAGUGUUGCCGUUUGUCAAAGUUUGUGGACAUCUGUAACGCCAAUCGUCCAUUACAAUCUAAACCAUAAUAACGCCUUGUCCAUCAUAUAGAAAUUCUCCUUUUUAUAUUUUUCUUACAACCUGAGGAGUUUCGUCGACUUAACAGGUGCGCAUUUUCCACUUUGCUUGGCACUCACUUCGCUUUCCAGAUUAUUGUAGUCAAAUUUCAUUGUUAUCAAUAAUUCUGAUUCGUAAAAUUGAAAAUAAAUAAAUAGAAAUCCAAAUUUCAGAUCCGAAUCUUGUUGAAUGUUGAGAUGUCUGAGAAUGACGAGGUUUCGGAUCCGGACCCUACAACCCAAUCAAAUGGCGUUACUGAAUCAAACAUUGAUGAUGAUGAGCAGGUAGAGCGCGUUAAUCGCGAAGGUGGAGUUUUGGGAGACCCGGAAGAUGGAAAAUCUACAGAGGAUGCUGCUAGAGAUGACAUGUUUGUUGAUUGCCCCGACGAGCUAAUCACAUUUGAUGGUAAGCUAAAGGAAGAAGAAGGUGUAGGGACGGAGAAUGAGGAUGAAAACUCGGAGGAAAAUCGAGUUAUGCAUCAACAUCAGCAGAGUCAUUAUGAUGAAUUGGGCAAUGGGGUUCGAGAUGGUUCCCCGACAGGGCAGCAGCAGCUGGAACAGCUGCGCCUUACGCUGGAGAAGGCUGUUGCUGAGAAAGAAAUUAUUGUGCAGGAAUAUCAGGAGGAAAGAGAAACUGUUACGAAAGGAGUGUUUGAUCUUCACUGCCAGCUGAAGGCUCUUACCUGUCAGCAGUCAUUGCCGAAUGAAGCUGAAGUUGGAGUUAGGGAAGUGACAGAUGCCCCGUUGAGGGAGAUGAUAAAAGAAUGUUUGGAGUUUGUGAAAACAGCUUCAGAGGAACGUCCAAACAGUGAAGGCAAGCUUCAUGAACUUCUAUAUGUGAAGGACCGUGAGAUAGAGGAUCUGAGUGCAAAGGUUGCCCAAUUGAUGGUAUCGAAUGAGAGUUUGCAAGUUUCAGCGGAAGCUCAGCUUGAAAAGGACCAUAGUAUUGAUAAUGCAAUAGAGAAUACGAUAUCCAAUCUUGUAACUGUCGUUAAUCAGGAGCCAGGAUUGGAUUAUUCUCUGAGUGGGAAAAUAGUUUUUAUUGAGGAAGGCACUAGGCUUUUAGUUGAAAAAUAUAAUCAGAUGCUUUCUGAAAUUUAUCAACUUGGGCAGUCUUUCUCUGAGGUUGGUUUGGAUACUAGAGCGCAAGAAUAUGGGAACAUACUUGUUGAUGCUCGUGGUGGGUUACUCGAGCUCAAAAGAAACGAAGCAGAAUUGGCUGAAAAACUGUCUCGUUUAGAAGAAGAAAAUCGGAAACUGGUUGAAGAGCUUGACAAGGAAAGGGUGAUGAUAGGGACAUUAAAUACUGAACAUGGAAAUAUGAAAACAGAACUUGAGCAGGAAAAGGUUAAAUGUUCUAAUACCAAAGAAAAGCUUAGUAUGGCUGUGACUAAAGGGAAGGCGUUGGUACAGCAGCGUGAUUCGCUAAAGAAGUCUCUGGCUGAGAAAUGCAGUGAGCUUGAGAAAUGUUUAAUUGAAUUGCAGGAGAAGUCAGUUGCACUAGAAGCUGCUGAACUUGCUAAAGAGCAGUUGGCCCAAACUGAAAAUAUGGUUGCAUCCCUGCAGAAUUCAUUACAACAAAAUAGUACAGUUUUUGAUGAAGUGGAAGAAAUAUUGUCUCGUGCGGGGUCUGAUCAGCCUGAAACAGUUGAUAUGUUAGAGAGACUAAGAUGGCUUGUGGAUGACAGAAAUACACUUAAGGGUUCCUUCCUGGAGUUAUGCAGAUUGAAGGAAACUCUAUCUCCUGUGGACCUACCAGAACCUGUUUCGUCUUCUGAUUUAGAAUCACAAAUGAAUUGGCUUCUAGAUUCUUUUCAUAAGGCCCGGGAUGAUAUGUAUAUUCUGCAGGAAGAGAUUUCUGCAAUCAAGGAAGCAUCCCUUAACUAUAUUGAUCGCUUUAGUAUUUCACUUUUGCUGGAAUCACAGGAAAAAGAUUAUCUUCAGUCAGAAUUAACUGAUUUGAGGUUUAAAUAUGAAGAGCUUGUUCACAAGAACCAUCAGAUUUCUGUGGAAAAGGACCAGAUAGUGAAAAUGUUAGUUGAUUUUUCUGGCCUUAACUUGGAAGAUGAAGGAAUUGAUCAAUUGUCUUCCAGCACUUUGAGAAUCAUUGAUUUAUGCUUUCAUAUUAUGAAAAGAGAGAGUGGUCAAGUUUCUAGAGCGCCUCCUAUUGAUGCGGAGUUGUUUGAAAGGAUUCAAAGUCUCUUAUAUGUUAGGGAUCAGGAGUUAACGCUCUGUGAGGAUCUACUGGAAGAAGAGAUGCUAAUUAAGUCAGAUGUGAACAAGCUGUCAAAUGAGUUGAAAGAGGCUUCUGAGGAAAUUAUAGCAUUGAAAGAAGAAAGAAGUUCUCUGCUGAAUGAUCUUCAACUGGCAGAGGAAAAGACUGCCAUGCUUAGGGACAAGUUAUCCAUGGCAGUUAAGAAAGGAAAGGGGUUGGUUCAAGAUAGGGACAAUCUAAAAGGUCUUCUAAAUGAAAAGAACUCAGAGAUUGAGAAGUUGAAAGUUGAUUUGCAGAAGCAAGAAUCUGUAGUUUCUGAAUACAGGGAAGAGAUCAAUAGAUUGUCAAGUGAUGUGGAUAGCAUCCCAAAGCUUGAGGCCGAUCUUCUGGAAAUUAAAGCGGAAAGGAAUCAGUUUGAACAGUUCUUGAGGGAGAGCAACUGCGUGUUACAGAGAGUGAUGGAAUGUAUUGAUGGUAUUGUUCUUCCAGUUGAACCAGAUUUUGGUGACCCUACAGAAAAGGUAAAAUGGCUUGCUGGUUAUGUGAGUGAUUGCCAAGACGUUAAAGUACGUGUAGAGCAAGAGUUGAAGCUAUUAAAGGAGGAGGCCAUUAUACUUGAAACUAAAUUAGCAGAAGCCCAAGCAACUGUAAACUCCCUUGAACAAAGGUUAUCUUCUUCAGAGGACUGUGUUUCUCAACUUGCUGAAGAAAAGACAGAGUUAGAACAGCUGAAAGAAAAAGUUGAGGAAGAGUUACGGAAAGUUAAAGAAGAUCAUGCUGAAGUUUGUCGUACAAGUAAGUCACUUGAAGAUGCCUUGUCACAGGUAGAAAUAGACAUUUCUGUUCUGUCUAAAGAGAAAGAGCAGGCUCAAGUAGAUAGAAUUACUGCAGAGGCAGAGUUAGAAAAAGCUAAAGACGAAGCAGCCAGGCAGACAAUUGAACUAGCCGAAGCCAGGAGGACCAUAAAGGAUCUAGAAGGUGAAUUAUCUCAGGUUGAGAGUGAGUUCAAGUUAUUGACUGAAAAGUAUGAUGCUGAUCAGGUUGUCAAGAUUGAUAUGGAAAAUGAACUGAAGAAGCUGCGAGAUGAAGAUGAAAAUAAUGCUAGCAAAUUGGUAGGUGCCUUGUCACAGGUAGAAACAGACAUUUCUGUUCUGUCCAAAGAGAAAGAGCAGGCUCAAGUAGAUAGAAUUACUGCAGAGACAGAGUUAGAAAAAGCUAAAGAUGAAGCAGCCAGGCAGACAAUUGAACUAGCCGAAGCCAGGAGGACCAUAAAGGAUCUAGAAGGUGAAUUUUCUCAGGUUGAGAGUGAGUUCAAUUUAUUGACUGAAAAGUACGAUGCUGAUCAAGUUGUCAAGAUUGAUAUGGAAAAUGAACUAAAGAAGCUGCGAGAUGAAGCUGAAAAUAAUGCUAGCAAAUUGGUAGGUGCCUCUGCAACUGUAAGAUCACUAGAAGAUGCAUUGUUGAAGGCACAAAAUGAUAUUUCUGCCCUAGAAGAUGCAAAUAAAAUUGCAAAACAGGAGAUAUCUUCACUUGGUUCAAAGUUAAAUACAUACAUCGCAGAGUUAGCUGGAAAGAAUGGCAGUUUAGAGAACAAGUCCCUUGAGCUCAUUGGACUCCUUAAUGAUCUUCAGGUGCUUAUGACAGACAAUACUCUAUUUCCUAGAAUAAAACAAUGCUUUGAGAGGAAAUGUGAGACCCUGAAGAAUAUGGAACUCAUUCUGGACAAAUUAAGACACCAUGUCGCCAUGGCUGCUAAGGAUUCAGAAGGACACCUUAUGAAAGAGGAAGAUCCACAUGUGAGAAAAGCAUUUUUUGAUGGCCUUGAAGAAGUUGAAGUCGAACUGGACAACAGAGAGAUUAAUGGCACUGAUAUUGACACCAUAAUCUCAUCAUUUGGAAAGAUUGUGAAAGGAUUUCAGUUGAGAAACAAACACAUUGCAGAUAAGUUUGAUGAAUUUUUUGAUUAUAUUGAUGAGUUUAUUUCUCCUCUCCAUGAAAAGUUACUGGAAAUAGAGACCAACAUGAUGAAUAUUGUUGAGCAAAUGGAAACUAUGAAAGAAAAAGAAAAUAUCAUGGGGAAGUUGAAAGAAGAAAAAGAAAAUAUUUUUGCUACUUUAGAAAAUGAUAUCAGUGUAUUGGUGUCUGCAUGCACUUGCUCUACUGAUGAACUUCAGAAUGAAGUUGACAAGAAUCUUGGGCAACUAGUCUCCAUUUCUGAGAUUGAAAAGAUAAACCAGGAAGCAAAUGCACAAAUAGAGCAUCAUACGAACAGCAAAUAUGCAGAAGCCUCACAAAAGUUGAUAAAUGCUUCUAAAAAAGUUCAAACUUUGAUUAGACAGUUCGAAGUCAAAAGUGACCAGGUAGCUACAACAAUUGCAGAUUUGCAGAAUAAAUUGAAUGAAACAACUGUUGGUCUUGAAUCAGUCACAGAUGAGAGAGACUUCAAUAAAAACAGAGUUUUGCAACUGGAGUCUGAUAUCCACUUACUCCAAAGUACUUGCAAUGAGCUUAAGGAUAAGUUAGAGGGCUAUCAUGCCCUAGAAGAAAAAUUGAAGGAAAAAGAGGCAGAGAUUUCGUCAAUGUACAGUGCUCAGUUGGCAAAAGAAGAAAGCUCCCUCCUUUCAGCAUCUCAGGUGCGAGAUCUCUUUUACAAGUUAGAUAGGAUCAAAAUCCCUAUUUUGGAGUCUGAAGAAGAUGAUGUGGAACCGUAUACUUCAGACCCUGUGAAGAAGCUCUUUUAUGUUGUUGAUAGUGUUACUAGGUUGCAUCAUCAAAUAAACUCUUCCUCUCAUGAUAAAAAAGAGAUGCAAUCAAUCCUCGAAACCAGGGCUCUUGAAAUUAAGGAUCUGAAGGAGGAAGUCAGACAACUCACCAGAAACUGUGAAGACUCAAGAAUGGUCAAGAAUGAAAUGUCCGAGCUCACCGUUGUUAUAGAAAAAAUCAUUGAUACUUUGGCAGCCAACAAUUGGGAUGUAGAUAGAAAUCCUAAAGGUGCGAAGGAGUUAAUACCAGCAUUGGAAAAACAUAUCAGUACCAUUCUUUCAGAAUCUGAAAAUUCAAGAUCCAAGGCCCAGGAACUAGGUCUUAAGUUAGUUGGAAGUCAGAAGGUUAUUGAUGAACUAACAACCAAGGUUAAAUUACUUGAAGAUUCCCUUCAGGAUAGGAUUUCUCAGCCAGAUAUUGUCCAGGAAAGGAGUAUAUUUGAAGCAUCCUCAUUACCUGCUGGGUCUGAGAUAACUGAAGUUGAAGAGGGAUCACUUGGCAAGAAAGCUGUCGCUCCUGCCCCAUUGUCUGCUCAUGUGCGAAAUAUGCGAAAAGGAUCUACUGAUCAUCUUGCACUUGAUAUUAAUGUGGAGUCUGAUCCUUUAGUUAGCAGUACAGAUACUGAUGAUGAUAAAGGUCAUGUAUUCAAGUCGCUGAACACUUCUGGUUUUGUACCAAAACAAGGAAAAGUAAUUGCAGAUCGUAUUGAUGGAAUCUGGGUAUCUGGUAGUCGGGUUCUGAUGAGUCGUCCCAGAGCAAGAUUAGGAAUCAUUGGUUAUUUGCUCAUCAUGCAUUUAUGGCUACUGGGGGCGAUCUUGUAGAAAAGAUGUGAUCAAACUUGACACUGAAUGAAUGUCCUGCAUCUGCAAAUUGUAUUGUAGAUAUAAAUUCACCCCUUUUAUUCUUGCCUCGCUUCUUAAUGAAGCCUAACCUGUUUUUCUUUAGCUCAGCAAAACCCCUGUUAGUUCUCUGCAAUCACAUUUUAGGGAUUCAGAGGUGUUCUCUAGUCUUCAAAGUUUGGGCUCAUUUUUUGACAGCCUUCAUUUUGUUUUUUUGUUACUGAAUGAAGUCCUUCCAUUGUAUUGGCAAGGGCCUAUAAUUGUUUCAAUAUUAUGUGGUAGGUAGGAAAUAGGGAGAUGGAUUUUUUUUUACUUGAGUAUAAUAAAACUGUAGAAUUUUUUUUA
Molecule: messenger RNA, 6260 nt
Organism: Lotus japonicus
Lineage: Eukaryota; Viridiplantae; Streptophyta; Magnoliopsida; Fabales; Fabaceae
Product: trans-Golgi network-localized SYP41-interacting protein 1
Exons: 9
Coding region: 297-5897 (1866 amino acids)
Cellular component (GO): cytoskeleton
Source: RefSeq, a predicted model, not a curated record